ACAGAGGUUGGCUCCAUUUCACCCAUGUCACAUGAUUAUUGAGCUAGUCUAUUUCGGGCACAUAGGUACCUCCAGGCUGCUGCUUGGAGUGGAUCACGACUGCCAUUUCCAGCUUCUCAGUUGCUUGCUGUGACGGAGCUAAAGAUAGGUGUGGGCAAUUCUCUCUGCCGUCAUUGCAAAAAAAAAUACCAACUCUUUCUAGACUUCGCGACCUUGGAUAGCAACGGAGCAUCUGAGGUACCCAGAACAUUCAAUAUGACGGACUCGACAUACAUCAAACCGGAGCCCUAUAUCAAGCCCGAUCCCGAAGCCAUACCUGCCGCUCCCGUCGACGACGACGAUCUAUACGAAGAUGCUGGCGACCUAGAGUUCUUCGAUCAAUUGAGCGAUCAUGGCGCCUUCGGUCAGGCAUAUUUAGCACGCGUUCCGAAGGACCUGUGGGAAGCAUGGGAUAGCUUGCCGGAUGACGCAGAAAUCGAGAUUGGCACCAUGCGACAGUGGGACGUGGUGCGUCCAGAUGGCAGCGUUGAGCAUCGAUUCAAAAUGCUACUCAAUUCCGAACGCGCCGAGCACCAGCUGAUGCCGAAAGAAUACGACUUGGAGAUGGGAAAGGACAUCGCACGCAGCACGUUCGUUUUCACCGAGGAGGACCUGCCUGGCUUCAAGGCGAAAUCCAAGGCACGAACCGACGCGGCAAACGCUGGCAUUCCGGCUCGAUUCCUGAGACCCAAGACGGAGAAGGUGGAGAAGAAGCCAUUCGAAAAGGGUCGCCGAUGGCAGCCAUACUACCGCAAGGCGAUUCCCAAGAAGACAAAGAUUGCCGCUAGAAUCCAAUACGAAUUGGCGUGCAAGCCUGUCGACAAUGCCGAGAGCCAGGCCAUUCUCCAGCGGAAGCAAGUCGAGGCUCAGCGGCCCAAGCAUACCCUACAGAUCAUGGAGCAGCGCUCAGCCAACAGCAUUAUUCACCAUGGAUCUGCUGCUGCGGUUGAGAAGUUUGGCUCCUUCAUCAAAACCUCUGCGCCUACCAAGGCCACCAAGCCCAAGAAAUCCGAAAACAGAUCCGCCCGCAUGUCGGAGGAACAGCUGUUGGAUGGCCUCAUGGAGGCUUUCAGAAAGUACGAGUACUGGAAAAUGUCCAUUCUCAAGGCUAGAUUCGACCAGCCUGAGGCUUUCUUGCGCCAGACAUUGGAGAAGAUCGCAGUACUGAACAGGUCCGGCAUUCACGCUAACGAGUGGUCGCUUCAAGAGCACUUGAAGAGCAUGGCAUCCGGCGCCACUAGCGAAACGGCACCGGAGGAAGCCGCCGCAGAGGAUGACGACGACGAAGUGAUUAUGGAGGAUGUUGUCUAGUGAACAUUCGCAAUUUUACACAGAUCGGGCCAGAGAACCCGCAGGGCAUCGCAAGGCGUUGGAAGGGUAUUUUUUUCUCAUGGAAAGUCUUGGAUGGAGGUGGCUCUUACAUUCAGGGACAUUUUGAUACUCCCUGGGACACUAGGUGACGACAUACGUGUCGACGGGUUUGCAGCUGUCCCUCCCAUCGCAGAACGGUAGAACAAAAUAAAGACAGUGUUAUGCAUUCUGAUUGAGAUACGAUAAAUGGAGUCUCGUGUUCGGCGGUAGUGGCGACACAGCAAUUCUCAAGUCAAAAGCUGGGGCACUGGACACUGUCUUUCAUUCACAAUCGAACACCACCCGUGAG
Messenger RNA from Colletotrichum phormii, 1699 nucleotides. RefSeq names its product transcription initiation factor IIF. Bases 256 to 1350 code for a protein of 364 amino acids. Gene Ontology annotation, cellular component: transcription factor TFIIF complex. Lineage: Eukaryota; Fungi; Ascomycota; Sordariomycetes; Glomerellales; Glomerellaceae. The record is from RefSeq and is a predicted model, not a curated record. The transcript is spliced from 4 exons. Gene Ontology annotation, biological process: transcription initiation at RNA polymerase II promoter; transcription by RNA polymerase II.